Molecule: messenger RNA, 12973 nt
Organism: Salvelinus sp. IW2-2015
Lineage: Eukaryota; Metazoa; Chordata; Actinopteri; Salmoniformes; Salmonidae
Source: RefSeq, a predicted model, not a curated record
AUGUUCCAGCCCAGCAAGCAGGAGCCACUGUGUCUGAAAAGAGGGGUCAUUGAACCAAUUAAACACAUGUGUGAAACCUCAAUGAUCCCCGACACAUGGAACUAUAAAGGAAAGAGAGUGAAAGACGUCCGCUUCGAUGCAAAAGAGCCUGACAAUGACUGUGUUGUGAGCCACAUAAUCAGAUUGAGAGAAAAACUGGGCUGGUCCACUGAGAUUCCUGACAGGAGAAUAGCAAAAGCAUGCCCACAAAACAUACAGGAAAUCCCUGAGGAGACUAAAAAGGAUCCUGGAGAGUAUGUGUACUGUCUGAUGAGGAACAGAGGUGACCUCAAGAUCCAGCCCAACCCCUAUGAUCUUCAGGUGGUUUCUGUCCAGACAGCUAAACAGAGCUGUCAGUACUGGACCGUCAGCGCUUCAUGCAUAUUCAAGGUAGCAGAGGUCCAGGGUGCAGAGAGACUGUUCCUCCCUCUGACCUCUCAGUCGACCAACAGGCCGCUGUAUGCUGAGGUGGCUGAGUGGAGGAUCCUCUUGUGUCGCUUCAGCCACUUCCUCAACAUGAUAGACAGAAUGUUUGAAGAGAUGCUCUGUGUCUUGGUCAGAUCUGCAGUUCAACUCCUUCUGUUGUUCCUCCGAGAGUCCUCUAACACUAAUGGAGCGAAAGAGAGAAGACAAAAGACAAAUUCGCCCAGCAAACGAGUGAAGCUAACCAUCUAUCCCUGCCUUGAUGACUUCACACUGCACAUUCAGCAGGUGCUACAAGGAUUUGAACAAGUCAUUGCCAAACAGACGUCCUUCAACCAAGACCCUAACCUCCUGGAUUUGCACUCGCCUCCUGUGUUUGACCUGAAACUGUCUGUUGACGAGGAGCUGGAGAAGGAAAGAGACCAACAUCUCCGACCAUGGCCUGAGCUGGAGCUGUUACUGGGGACAGAUCCCGCUUUCCAGUCUGAUCUGUCGGACAUCCUCAGUACCGUCCAGCGAGGGAUGCAGGGAGUGGAGAAGCACUGUCAGAGGCUAGAGAAGUACUGUGAUAUGGUGGAGACAGCCAUGUUGACUGACAUGGAUGGGUUCAUGGCCGGGGAGAAAUGGUCUCCCCAGGAUAUCAAGGCCAUCUUGGCGGUGCACACAGAGAGCAUCAGGCUGAUGAAAAGGAUAGAGACUGAGACCCGUGUCAACAUGAUCCUMGUCAGGUGUCACCAGUACCAGUCAAACUGCCUGCCCUACCCAGAGGCUCUCAUCUUUACCAUUCACUCCAUGCUCCCCUCCAUUGUAAAGAAGAAGAACCUGGAACUGAUGGAGGUGAUCAGAGGAGCUCUUAAAAAGCUGGAUAAAGACAUUUUUACAGUGGAAGAGUUUGUCGAGCAUCUGACCUUCCUGAGUCGGAUAUCUGUGCAGAUUCCAACUCUGGAAAGACAGUAUCAGUUCCUCAUUCAGCUCUAUAGUAUGGCUAAAGAGUACCAGAUCACUAUCUCUCCUGAGGAGCUGGCUUUGUACCAGCACCUCGUCCCCAGCUUCCAGCAUCUCAAAUCCACUGUCAUGAUCUGUGAAACCAAGAGGGAUGACAACAUCUUCAAGUUCAGCGUUGAUCUGGGCAAACACUUAAAUCAACUCAGAUUUGAGCUUGUUCUGGUUAAAAGGAAGGUGAACAAUCCCAUCCUGCUUUGCUGCUAUACGUCUCCCAAAGUGGCCAACGAGAUCCUCCAGGCUCUCUCGGAGGAGGUGGCCAUCUACUCCAAUAAGGCAUACAGCUACACUAGCUACGGAGAGCUCCUGAGAAACUCUUUUUCUAUGAAGAAGAUCUCCACUGUGGUCCGCAUGAAGCAGGGCCGUGGUUCUAACGCUGCCGAAGUGGAGGCAGAGCUGUCUGAGGUGGACUGUGCCCUGACGCUGAGGAAGAUGCUCUGGGGGAUGCAGAAGGAAUGGGAMAAACAGUACAACCGUUGGAGAGCCACCACCUUCGAGCUGCUCAAUGUGGACGAUCUGCAAAAUGAUGUCAGCCGCUUUACACAGACCAUCUACAUGUUAGAGAAAGGUUUACCUGAAAACAACAUAGUUCCCAUUCUGAAGCAGAAGGUGAUGGACUUCAAGCUUUGUCUGCCCAUCAUCCUGGCUCUCAGGAACCCUUAUCUCCGUCAGAGACACUGGGAAGACAUCCAGAGCUAUAUCGGACGAUUCUUCACCAAAGAGGAUAACUUCACCCUUGGAAACCUAUUAGACAUAAAGAUUCUUCAGCAAAGUGGUUCGAUAGGGGACAUCUCCACUACUGCCACCAAUGAGGCCACUUUAGAGAGCAUCCUGUACAAAGUGAUUGACCUGUGGAGGAACACAGACUURCGUCUGAUCACCCACCAGUCUGACACAUCCACGGUGAAAAUCAUCGCCUCGGCAGACGACGUCAUGGCACAGCUGGAAGAGAGUCAGACCACUAUCAUGAGCAUCAAGUCAUCCCGCUACGCUGAGCCUAUCAAGUAUCUGAUAGAUGAAUGGGAGAGGAAGCUGAACCAGUUCUCACAUACUCUGGAGGAGUGGGUCAUGUGUCAGAAGAGAUGGCUCUACCUGGAGCCUAUCUUCUCUGCUGGAGGGAUUCAGAGACAGCUCCCAGCGGAGGCCAAGGUGUUCCUGCAGGUGGAUCAAUCAUGGAAGGAGAUCAUGAGGAGGACAGAUGACAGGCCUAAUGCCCUGAGAGCAGCUACCACCCCUGGGGUCCUGGAGAUGCUGCAGGCUGGCAAUGUCCACCUGGAAAAAAUACAGAAGUGUCUGCAGGAUUAUUUUGAAUCCAAAAGAACAGUUUUCGCAAGAUUCUACUUCCUCAGCAAUGAGGAACUGCUGGAUGUUCUGUCACAGAGCAAAAAUCCCAACGCCAUUCAGGUUCCCAUCUCAUACCAAGGAAAACUUAAGACCAAAACCCAGAUCAUGUUCACUAAGGACUGCCAGGAAAGCUUCAGCAGUGAGAGGCAGCUGGAGAGCAUGGUGGUGGUGAAGCAGCAGGUGAUCCACAAUGUGGAGGAGCUGGCUGACCUUGUGUCCGAGCCCCUGCCCUGUCACCAGCAGGCCACCCUAGAGGCCCUGCUCACAAUCCUGGUUCACUGUAGAGACAUCCUCAGCCAUCUCCUCCAGAACCGCAUCACCAGUGUCGACGACUUCGAGUGGACAAGGCAGCUUCAAUAUGUCUGGUAUGACAGCACCUCUCUGUGUUACGUGGUCCAUGCCCAGGCUUCCUUCAUGUAUGGCUAUGAGUACCUGGGCUGUUCUCCUCGACUGGUCAUCACACCGCUCACUGACCGAUGCUGGCUGACCCUCACCGGGGCCUUGAGCCUCCACCUGGGGGGCGCGCCCGCCGGACCCUCUGGAACAGGCAAGACAGAGACGGUCAAGGACCUGGCCAAGGCGCUUGGAAAGUUCUGUUUAGUACUGAACUGCUCUGACAGUCUAGACUAUAAGAUGAUGGGGAAGCUGUUCUCUGGCAUGGUGCAGUCUGGUUCCUGGUGUUGUUUUGAUGAGUUUAACCGUAUCAACGUAGAGGUGUUGUCAGUCAUCGCUGCUCAGCUUCAGUCCAUUAAGGCUGCCAUGCAUAGUCACAGUUUACGGUUUAUGUUCGAGGGAAGAGAUAUCCGACUGAACGCCUCAUGUGGAUUCUUCAUCACCAUGAAUCCAGGUUGCAAAGGUCGAGUGGAUCUCCCUGACAACCUAAAGUCCCUGUUCCGGCCUGUCUCUAUGAUGGUACCUGACUUUGACCUGAUUGCUGAGAUCAUGUUGUUCUCUGAGGGCUUCAAAUCAGCCAAAUCACUGUCCAGGAAGAUCGUCAACCUCUACCAGCUCGCCAGCAAGCAGCUGUCUCAGCAGGACCAUUAUGAUUUUGGAAUGAGAGCCAUAAAGUCWGUGCUAGUUCUCGCUGGUCAGAAGAGAAGAUUCGCAGCGUGUGGCCUGACACCAGAGGACGAAUGCUGCGUUCUGAUCUGUGCUUUACAAAACUCUAACUUACCCAAGCUGGUUCCUGAGGACGUUCCUCUGUUUAAAAGCAUCAUGGAGGAUCUCUUCCCUGGCYUCGUCAAUCCCAAAACUAUCCAUCCUCAACUAGAGAUCGCCAUAGCUAAGGCUACAGAGAUGCUUGGAUUUCAACAAUGGCCAAAUCAAGCAGAGAAGGUUACACAGCUGUAUAGCCAGAUUUUGGCUCGAGGAGGGGUGAUGUUGAUUGGUCCUACCGGAGGAGGGAAGACAACAGCGAGACUCAUCCUGCAGCAUGCUCUACACCUGCUGCCCUCUCUGUCUGAAGUCGACAGGAGGACCAACGUCUUUAUGCAGUUGGCACCGAGUUCAGAGGUCCACGUGGAAAGCUUCACCAUCAACCCCAAGUGUGUGAGCUUUGGAGAGUUGUACGGCCAGGUAGACCCCAACACUCUGGAGUGGUCAGACGGCCUGUUCGCUUCUGCAGUCAGAACCUACGCUAAAGAACUCUUCGAACAAGACAACAAGACUUCCAAAGACAGCGAGAMCAGGAACACCUCCUCUUCAGAUGUUUUGAGUGACUCCACUACACCCUUACCUCCCAGCAGUUAUCAACAUAACUUCAUGGUUGACAACUGGCGUUGGAUCAUAAUGGAUGGCCCAGUGGAUAUCCUGUGGGUCGAGAACCUGAACACUGUGUUGGACGACAACAAGACGCUGUGCCUGGUGAACGGAGAGAGGAUCAGCCUGCCAGAUGGCAUUAGGUUCCUGUUUGAAGUGGAUACUCUCAGCCAGGCCACCCCCGCUACCAUCAGCCGCUGUGCCAUGGUUUACAUGGAUCCAGUUGACCUGGGCUGGAAGCCGUACGUGAGGCGCUGGCUGUCCCAGCUGCCCAGACAGCUGAGCAGAGAGGGAAGGAACCACAUCCAGCAGCUCUUUGACAACAGCAUCACCCAGGGGCUGAACUUUGUCAAGAAYCACCAGAAGCUGCUCAACUUCCAGAUCCCGGAGAUGUCCACAGUCAUGACCGUCUGCAGCAUCCUGGGGGCUCUCAUUAACUUCAUGCAGGGGAAUGGUGGCCUGGGACUAAAUCUUGAGACAUUGUCAGAGGAAGACAUUGGGAAGACAUCUGRAGACAAUGAGUCCACAGGAAAAGGGGAGGAUAACAAAUGGUUUCUACAGAAAAACCCAGAAAAACUCACGAUUCUUCUUGGGAAGCUGUUUGUCUUUUCAUACGCCUGGGCAGUGGGAGGAGUCCUGAACCAUGUUGAUGACUAUGAUGAUUCCCCAUCUGCUGCUAAAGACAAAAGCUGUCACCUCGUCAAUGUUGCACACGCAUUCAAAAACCUGAUCCACAAGUUGUUUGAAGGCGCACCUUGCYGUGUGUCUUUACCGGCGGGGAAUCGUAUGAUCUUCAACUACUUUGUGGAUCUACAGACAGGUGCCUUCGUUCCCUGGGAUGAGUUGGUUCCUAGCACCGAGAGUCUAAUACGCAAAGGACUGAACACAUCCUCAGGUUCUGAAUCAUUGCAGUUGGGAGGAGUCCUGGGAGAGUCUAACACAACAGAUACCACCAGCUUUCUGAGAUCAGGCCCCAUCUGCAGCAAUGAUACUGUCCGCUACUCCUUUCUAAUGAGCCUGCUGCUGCUCAACAAACAACCAGUACUUCUCACAGGGGAUUCUGGAGUUGGAAAAACCAUUCUCAUCCAAAGCAUUCUAAAGAAACUACAGAAAGACGGAGGAGAAAUGGUGAAUCAAGGGACUAUACUGGGACAAGUCUUUCUACACAACCAAGCCAAGACAGCCAGCCUGUUGGAGGAUGUUAACCUGCUGACAGCUGUGUUUGGGGGAGAUGCAGAUAAGUCUACAGGUGGCUUGUUAAGCAGCAUGCCGUUUGGAGUGUUGSGCAGGAUGCGUAGUCCCAGCCAUACCUCAGAAUCCUCAGGAAUCCUGACCUGUACCCUCCAGUGCACUGCUCGCACAACCACUGCCUACACACAGGCACACAUGUUACAAAACCUCGUCAAGAAAGGCAAAAAUAACCUUGGUGCACCCAAAAAUAAGUCGGUCUUGGUYUUUGUAGAUGAUUUGAACAUGCCAACACUUGAUAGUUAUGGCGCCCAGCCUUCCAUGGAGUUGAUUCGCCAGUUCAUCGAGCUCCAGGGAGUAUUCGAUGCCAAGACUCUCACCUGGAAGGGCAUCCAGGAUGUGACUCUGUGUGCAGCCUGUGCCCCUCCGGGUGGGGGCCGUCAGAACCUCAGCCCCCGUCUGCUAAGACACUUCUCUGUCCUGCUGCUGCCACACCCCUCUAGCAACACCAUGCAACACAUCUUCCAGGUCCAACUCGGGAAGUUCUUUGGUAUCAGAGAUUUCUCCAAGGAGGUGCGUAAAUGCAGAGAGACCUUGGUGUCUGCCUCCAUCACUGUCUACAAUGAGAUGUGUCAACGUAUGAUGCCCACUCCAGCCAAAUACCACUACACAUUUAACCUCCGAGACCUGUCCAAGAUGGUUCAAGGCCUGAUGCAGACCAGUGACUUCAGUGAACUCAUUGGUAUUCUCUCUAUAGAUGGUCCAGGCCUGAUGCAGGCCAGCGACUCUGCAGCUGAACUCAUUGGUGGUCCAAGGCCUGAUGCAGACCAGGACUCUCAGCUGAACUUAUUGAUGGUCCAAGGCCUGAUGCAGACCAGUGACUCUCAGCUGAACUUAUUGAUGGUCCAAGGCCUGAUGCAGACCAGUGACUCUCAGCUGAACUUAGGCGACUCUGAGCUAAACUCAGAGGAGGCUGCAGCCUACCUGUUUUCCCACGAGACCUCCAGGGUGUUCCACGACCGCCUGGUCAACGAGCAGGACAGAGAACUGUUCUUUCAGAUACUGUCCAACGAGCUGCACAGUUACUUCAAGGUGUCCUGGCCACCAGAGGAGCUGAUGAGAGAACCCAUAACAUUCGGAGACUUCCUGGAUAUGAGCAUCCCAACUGCUUCUAGGAUCUAUAAGCACCUGCCAGAGUUGAAGAAGAUCCAGGCUGUACUGGAGGAGUGUCACGCUAGUCAUGGAAGGAAAGCCUCUCAGUUCCCCAUGGUGUUUUUCAGGGAGGCAGUGGAACACAUCACUAGAGCCGCCCGGGUUUUCAGAUUGAAGGGAGCACACAUGAUGCUGAUUGGACUGGAUGGCACAGGGAAGGAGGAGUGUGUGACUCUGGCCUGUCAUGUGUCUGGAAGCCAUCUCUACAGGCUGUCUGUCUGCCGGAACUGCAGCUACUCAGACUUCAGAGAUGACCUGAAGAGGGUGUUCAGACAGGCCGGGAUCCACCGUAAAAACACUGUGCUGCUCAUCACUGACUCAGACAUUGUCAAGGAGUCAGUCCUUGAGGAUCUGAACUGCAUUCUGAAAUAUGGUGAUGUCCCUGGCCUGUUUGACAACGAUGAGAUUGAUUCAAUCACUGUGGAUCUCAAGUCAACAAUGGAGAGCUCUAUCGGUGAAAAUAGAGAGGAGAUGUACUCUUUUUUCAUAGAGCAAGUUCAUCAGAGACUACACAUCGUCCUGGCCCUGAGCCCUGCUGGGAUGCGUCUGAGACAGUACUGUUGGGCCCACCCGGCCCUGCUCUCCUGUUGUUACAUAGACUGGUACAGCGAGUGGUCUAAAGACGCUCUGCUGCAGGUAGCCAACAGCACCUACAUCAACUCUGACGACUUUGACUGGCUCGGACAGGUCCUGCAGAACAAGGUAGCCAGAGUGUGUGUGGAUAUCCACUACAGCUCAACCCAGAUGGCUGCUCAGUACCUGCAGGAGAUGAGAAGGCCCUACUACAUAGUCCCCAGUACUUUCAUCGAGUACAUAGACACCUUCACCAAGAUGUGUCGUUCAGAGGGGUCUAAGCUCCAUAAUGUCAGAGAUCGCUUUAGUAAUGGACUCUCUAUAUUAUCUGAGGCAACAUCUCUAGUCACUGUCAUGCAAGAUGAGCUGCUAACUCUGGGCCCACAGAUAGAGGAGAAGUCAAAGGAAAUAGAGAUAUUGAUGAGUAAACUGAAAGAGGAUUCUCAAGCUGUGGAACAAGUCCGAGCCAUCGUCAAAAUGGAAGAAGACAUGAUGUUGCAAGAAACACGGAUCGUUCAUGAAUAUGCAGAGGAUGCCACGGCAGAUUUGAAUAAAGUUUUACCUCUGCUGGAGAAAGCAGUUUCAGCUUUAGAUGCACUGCAAAAGAGCGACAUUUCAGAAAUAAGAGUGUACACCAAGCCUCCAGAACUGGUCCUGACAGUGAUGCAUGCAGUCUGCAUCCUGCUACAGCAGAAGCCUGACUGGACUACAGCUAAACAGCUGCUAGGAGACCCUGGCUUCCUCAAGAGACUGGUCAGCCUGGACAAAGACAGCCUGCCAGAGAAGGUGUUUCUGAAGUUGAGGAGGUAUUCUAAGUGUCCUGACUUUAACCCUGCCAAGGUGGGCAUGGUGUCUAUAGCCUGUCGUUCUAUCUGCUUCUGGGUGCUGGCUUUGGAGCACUACCAUGCUGUCUACAAGAUAAUUCAGCCCAAACAGAACAAAGUCAACGUGGCUCAAGCAGCAUUGGUGAAAUCAGAAUCUAAUCUGAUGAAAAAGCAGAAAAGACUAUCGAAGAUCGAGGAGCAUCAGAAAGCUUUGGAGGACCGCUACGAUGCCAGUGUGUCUGAGAGACAGGAGCUGGGGAGACGUAAAGAGAGGACCACGAACAGAGUGCAGAGAGCUGCUUCACUCAUAUCAGCCCUGUCUAAUGAAAAGGAUCGCUGGGAGAAAGCAGUGUGUGACUUGGACAACAAGCUGCAGCACAUAGUGGGUGACGUCAUGGUUUCCUCAGCGUUCAUCACGUACUGUGGUCCUCUGACGGCCGACUACCGUAAAGCCAUGGUGAAGAAGUGGCUGGACUUCUGCCACAACAUGGAGAUCCCUGUCUCUCCUCAGUACACCUUCACCUCAGCCAUGACCGAGAAGAACCAGGUGAGACACUGGCAGAACACAGGCCUMCCACCAGAUCAGAACUCCACAGAGAAUGCUUUGAUCGUGAAGAACGGUCCCCACUGGCCCCUGCUGAUCGACCCCCAGGGCCAGGCCACCAGGUGGAUAAGCUCUAUGGAGGGGGUCAGGCUCAGGAAGAUGCUGGCCUCAGACCCCAACUAUAUGAAGACAGUGGAGAGGGCCAUUCGCAUGGGGGACGCUGUCCUUAUUCAGGAUGUUCUUGAGAACAUAGAUCCCUGUCUUCAGCCAAUCCUGAUCAAGAACCUUACAAUACGUGAGGGUCAAUCAUUCAUCAAAAUUGGAGACACUGAAAUUGAGUACAAUCCCAACUUUAGGCUCUACCUGGCCACCUGUCUGCCCAAUCCCCACUUCCUCCCGGCAGUGUGUGUCCUGGUGAAGCUGAUCAACUUCUCGGUAGAGUACGAGUGUCUGCAGGAGCAGCUGCUGUCCAGCGCGGUGUCUCUGUAUCAGCCGGAGCUAGAGCUGCACCACAACCAGCUCCUCCACACUAUUACUGCUGACCUGUUCAGCCUUCACGAGCUGGAGAACAGGUCCCUGCUGCUGCUGCAGGACACCCAGGGACACAUAUUGGARGACCAGGACCUCGUUGAUAACCUGAAAAAGUCCAAGGUCACCUCCAAUGAGAUCUCCGUGCGAGUUGAGACGGCUAAGGACAAGGAAAAGGAGAUCGACGAYGUCCGCAAGAAGUACCUCCCUAUCGCUAACCGUGGUGCAGACCUGUAUUUUGUCCUGGCCGACCUCACCCAGAUCAACUACAUGUACCAGUUCUCCCUGGACUGGUUCAAUGACAUGUAUGUGAAAGCUUUGCAGGUGGCUACGGAAGGCCAGGAGUGGCCCACCCUGGACGUGUCCAUGCCUGUGACGGGCACCCUGCGCCCGGCUGGAGCUAAAAGCCUGAGGAGGGCUGUGGUGGUGCCUGGAACAUGUGCUCCCAACAUGGGGGACUUUAACCUUCGUCUCCUCAAGAUGAUGAAAUAUGAAUGCAUCACUGAGAGUAUAUACAAGGUAACAGUAUUGAUGAUGAUGAACGCCAUCACUGAGAGUAUAUACAAGGAAGUGUCCCUGGCUCUGUUUGUGGACCACCAGGUGGUUUUCUCCUUCCUGAUGUGUUGUAACAUCAUGAAGACCAACAAGCACAACAUGAUAGUGGGCAGCACUGAGUUCCUGCCUGCUGAAGAGUGGAAGAUAUUCCUACACUCUGCUGUGCUGGCCAGCAUGAUGGACUCAAAGAGAGCCGAGCAGGAGGAAGGGGAGGUCCUGGGCGAGCGUCCGGACCACCCGUGGCUGACAGACAGCAUGUGGGCACAGUGCCAGUACCUGUGUGCCCACCUGCCCUGCUUCGCCACCCUCUACAAGUCCAUCCAGACCAACCGUGUGCAGUGGGAACUGUUCCAGCAGGCUAGGAACCUCUAUGAGUUCCUCAGUGAGCCCUACGCUGGACACGCUGGUUCUGGUACUGAAGGAGAGUCAUCCCAGUCAGCAGCAGCCUCAAAGGACGGGCAUCUCACCAAGUGUGUCCACAUCUUCCAGCUGGGAGGCCUCUCAGGCUUCCAGAAGAUCAUCUUGGUGAAGAUCCUGAGGCCUGAGUGUCUGAACACGGCAGUGAAAGCCUUUGUCAUAGAGAAGAUGGGUUCUAAGUACCUGGAGGUUGGAAAGAUCUCCCUGAGAGAGGUGUAUGAGCGCUGCUCUGCCAACGUGCCCAUCGUAUUCCUCCUCUCCCCUGGCAUGGACCCAGCCUCCCUCCUGGUGCGUCUGGCCCAGGAGCUGAGGGGUAGCAGCCUGCACCUGGACAUGGUGUCUCUGGGUCAGGGCCAGGGCCCCAGGGCAGAGGAGCUCAUUUACAAGGCCCAGGUCCUCAAGGGCCGCUGGGUCUUCCUGCAGAACUGCCACCUGGCUGCCUCCUUCAUGCCCAGACUGCAGACUGUCGUCAACUCGUUGAAGUGGAAAGGCUCAGACCUGGACCCUCACUUCCGUCUGUGGCUGUCCUCUAAACCAGACCCAGUGUUCCCUGCCUCCAUCCUGCAGAGAGCCAUUAAGAUAGCUGUGGAGCCUCCUCGGGGUCUGAAGGAGAAGCUCCUCCACACCUUCAGUCCCAGUGGAGAGGUGACCGAGAGGAGCUUCUGUAAAAUGGACUGCAGCCCAGCCUGGAAGACUUUGCUCUUCAGCCUCUGCUUCUUCAACGCCAUCGUGCAGGAGAGAAAGAAGUACGGCCCUCUGGGGUGGAACAUACCCUACACCUUUACAUCUUCUGACCUGGAGGUGUCCAUGCUGAACCAGGAGAGUCUCCUGCGGGCUGCGGAAGGUUCCGAGCUGCCAUGGGCGGCCCUACGCUACCUGACAGGUGAGGUGAUCUACGGAGGGCGUGUCACCGACCCCUGGGACCGCCGCUGCCUGCUUUCCAUUCUCCAGCGCUGCUAUACCCCCUCGGUCCUGCAGGACGGACACAGCUUCUGUCAGGCUCAGGGCUACCCUCCCUUCCCUAAAGACGCCAGCUGGCCCCAGUGUAGAGCCUACAUAGAGAACAUGCCAGACAAGGACCUGGCGGAGGUGUUUGGCAUCGACAGCAGUGCAGAGACGGUGAUACUGCAGAACCAGACCCAGCAGCUGCUGCACACUAUCGUCAACCUGCAGCCCAGGCUCUCUGAUAGCAGCCUGCUGGWCAGAGACAGACAGUGCCAAGAUAGCGUAGUUCUGAGGAUGGCCAUGAACAUCCUGAAGAAACUACCAGAGACAGUGGAGGUUGAUCGUGUCACAGAGAAAACACUGUUCCUCAGAGACAUCYUCGCCAAAGUCAACUUUGCGGAAUCAUCUUCCUCUGACCAGGGUGAGAGACGCACAGCCUCGGCCUCCUCUGCCCUGCUGGUGAUCCUGCGACAGGAGAUUGACCGGUUUAACUACCUCCUCUGUGUGGUACGCUCCAGCCUCCUCUCCUUCUCUGCCUCCAUCAGAGGAGGGGUGCUGAUGAGUGAGGCUCUGGCCGAGGUCUACACUGCCCUGCUCACCAUGAUAGUACCAUCAGACUGGAAGCACUGCUCGUACGAGUCGUGCAUGUCUCUGGGUUCUUGGAUCCAGGACCUGGAACAGAGAGUGUGGUUCUUCAGAGCCUGGGCAGACAACAUCAAGAUCAACCUUAUAGAAAAGAUACCUAUGAUUAGUGGAGGAGUCUACUCUCUGAACCGUCCACCUAAGACUGACCUGCAGCAGAGCCUCAAGAACAGGAAGCCUCGCUCCUACUGGCUCUCUGGGUUCUUCUUCCCACAAGGUUUUCUGACAGCUGUUCUUCAGAACAGUGCUCGACAGAACAACGUGCCUGUAGACUCUCUGUCUUUCACCUAUCAUGUUCAACCCGUGGAUGAGAGCUCCAGCAGCUGGAGCAAAGUGGCAGACAAGACUAAACUCCUUUUUGAGGGCCCAGCUCCACCAGAUGAGGGCGUGUUGGUGUAUGGGCUGUACCUUGACGGAGCCAGCUGGGACCCGGUCUCCCACACCCUGCAGGAGCUCCAGCACAACAUCAAACACUGCCCUGUGCCUGAGAUACACUUCCUACCCUGCCAGGUCUCUGAGGAUGCUGUGGCCGUGCCUACUACAGAGUCUCCUGGGGACCUCCAGUUCUAUGACUGUCCCCUGUACCGUACCUUCAAGCGGGCAGGCUUCCUCUCCUCCUCAGGCAUCUCUACCAACUUCAUCACAGCCGUGUCUCUACCCACCUUGGUGUGUCCUACUCACUGGGUCUUCAGGGGCACUGCCCUCCUCUGCCAACCUAAUGAAUGAACAAACUCAAUACUAACUGUUUACACUAAAGCUAUGAGUGAACUCAUUACCAACUAAUAAAGACUGUUUCAAAGUAAGACUGUGAAACCUGAAAUACUAUUAAAAAAGAAUAUUUUAUCAUUUUCGAAGCAAUGAAAAUGUCUCAAGUAUCAUUUGAAGAUAUUUUGUUGCCAUACCUACUUAGACACACCAGGCCAACAUGACAAAGUCGCCCACCGGAACACAUUAUUGAAAGAACAAGUACUCAGUUCCA